Nerophis lumbriciformis (worm pipefish) is the source of this 471-nucleotide messenger RNA. NCBI's taxonomy places the organism in Eukaryota, Metazoa, Chordata, Actinopteri, Syngnathiformes, Syngnathidae. The record is from RefSeq and is a predicted model, not a curated record.
AUGGCAACAGUCGGCGUUUUCUUGCUGCUAUUAGAUGUUUAUUUAGCAAACAAGUUAAAAUACAAAAAGGCCACCACACCUGUGAGGUUAUUCACCGAGGAGGAGCUUCGGAGAUACGACGGCAACCGCGAGGGCGACCCCAUCUACAUGGCCAUUAAAGGGGUGGUGUUCGAUGUGAGCAGUGGAAAAGAGUUUUAUGGCAAAGACGCACCAUACAACGCUCUGGUGGGCAAAGACUCCACUCGAGCUGUGGCCAAGAUGUCUCUCCAGGCAGAAGACAUGACAUCGGAUAUCUCGGGCCUUACGGCGGAGCAGCUGCAAUCUCUGGAGAGCGUCUUUGAGGGCACCUACAAAGCCAAGUACCCCAUCGUCGGCUAUACAGCUGCACGCAUUCUCAACCAGGACGGGAGUCCCAACGAGGACUUCAAGCCAGAGGACCAGUCACAUUUUAACAUCAAAGAUGAGUUUUGA